This is a messenger RNA of Nematocida major, 2001 nucleotides long. RefSeq lists its product as uncharacterized. The transcript has a single exon. The coding region runs from base 1 to 2001 and encodes 666 amino acids. The record is from RefSeq and is a predicted model, not a curated record. Lineage: Eukaryota; Fungi; Microsporidia.
AUGAAGAAACUUGUAAUGGCGGUGCUUGUGCUGUGUUUUGUGCACGCAGAAAGGACAGAGCACAGGCCCAAGCACCCAGCACAGAUGCUGGUGGAGAACAUUAGAAACACUGCGAAAUGGUUUGGCAAGCAGUUUGGCCAGAAAAGCAGGUUGUACGAUAGAGAAGAAGACGAGCACUAUUCGGACGAGUCGUACAGCGCGCACUGCACUCCGGCAGAGGCGCUGAGCAGACUGAAGGCCCACAUCAGGCAGGAAAGAACCCUGGAAGACCUGUACCAAACGCAAGACAGGUGUCUAAGCGCGCAUUUUGGGAAGGACACAGCGCGUGCGCUUGGAGGCCAUAGGAGAGAAAGCGAGACGCACAUGCACGCCAGAGAAAUGGAGGAGGGUGGAGACAGGGGCGAAUAUAAACACGGAUACAACAGAAGGCGAGAAGGCGACAUGUACUGCAAGUAUCCCUUCUCCAGGAACCACAGGGGGGAGUGCAUGCCGGCUGGGGAAAGAAGAAAAGAAGAGCGCUGGCCUGCGCACAAUAGAGAGCACGAGCCUGACAUUUCAUAUAGCCUUCGAGAUCUGGUCGGCAAAGGAAAGGACAUGCUCAACCGUGCAAUAAGAAGUAUAAACAAUGAAGACGACAGAAACAGCCAAUAUCCGCCCAGUCCAGACGGCAACUACAAUCCAAACAACAGUUAUAACCCAAACAGCAGCUACAACCCAAACAGCAACUAUAACCCAAACAACAGCUAUAACCCAAACAGCAACUACAACCCAAACAACAGCUACAACCCAAACAGCAACUACAACCCAAACAGCAACUAUAACCCAAAUAACAGAUACAACCCAGACGAAAGCACUUACCACGAAAACACUACGCCGGCGCCCAUGUACUGCACUCUUUCCGACAAAAAAAUAGUCCCGUACAUAAUUGCAUAUGGCCCGCCAGACGAGAGGAAAAGGCGGAUAUUUAUUAACUUCAUAAACGACAGCAUGUCAGGCUUCAACGAGGGACACGACAAUAAAAACCCUCUGAAAAAACUAAACGUGGUUGACACAGUUCUCACAAGCCCCCUCACCCUUUCCGAUCUCUCCGGGCUGGUUUCAAAGAUACAAACCCUAUCUUCUUUCACAAGCAUAGUCCACAUUACCAUAAAUGACACCCCAAUUGUGCGGGUGCACCAGGAGCAUCUGCUGCAUCCAAUGUGCACCGAAGGGACUCUGUGCCUGGCUGAGAGCAGGUGCCAGCACACUUCGCCGGAGCACUGCGAGAAAACCGACCACUGCACCUCGCCCAUGAUACACAGCUUUAUGCGCUCAAUACCCAAAAACAAAAGAACCGACCAGACAAUGCUCACCGUGUACAACUCCCGUAAAAGAGAGUUCAGCAUAGAAAGCAUUUUCCUGCAGCACAAAAAGGUGCAAAACAGCUAUAUAAAGUACGUCGACAUAGAAGCUCCUCUCCAAGAGGCUGCGCCUGUAAGUGAAAAAACCAUCAUGCAAAUACAGACUGCCAUUUUGGACAGCAAGCUAGAAAGCAGUCGCUACAGCCGCCCGUCCAAGCCCGUGUUCAUCAUAGAGUCCAACAACACGCGCGGCUUCGUUAUAUUUCUUCUGGUCAAGCAGAUUAUAGAAGACAGCAGCCAGCACUACAUAGACGCAAACAUAAAAAAUCACAUGUCUGACAUGUACCUAAACAUAUUCAGAGAGGAGGUGGGCACAGACAUGGUGGACGCUGUUGUGCGCCAAGACAUAAACGCGCUGGUGCACGCGCUGAACGCCGCCAGAAGCCAGCAGCAGAGAUACCCGCCUGACGGCUCCAUGUCUGGGGGCGGCCCAGGCCAAAACAACCAUUCCUGGCCCCAAAGCCAUCCAAAUGGAAUGCCCGGCAAUGCGCCGCCGCAGAGUAUGCCAGGGCAUCCCAGAUAUCCGCCGCAGGGCCCGGGCGGGCAAUACCCAAACCAAGCAGGAGGCUCUGCAGACAACUUUCCGCGAAACUAUAAUUAG